Fusarium tjaetaba is the source of this 1458-nucleotide messenger RNA. Its product is annotated as Delta(14)-sterol reductase. Gene Ontology annotation, biological process: ergosterol biosynthetic process. Lineage: Eukaryota; Fungi; Ascomycota; Sordariomycetes; Hypocreales; Nectriaceae. Gene Ontology annotation, cellular component: endoplasmic reticulum membrane. Gene Ontology annotation, molecular function: Delta14-sterol reductase activity. The coding region runs from base 1 to 1458 and encodes 485 amino acids. The transcript has 3 exons. The record is from RefSeq and is a predicted model, not a curated record.
AUGGCUGGCAAAGAUAAACAGCCAGCUUCAGAGGAGCAACACGGCUACGAGUUCUUCGGCCCUCCUGGCGCCUUUGUCAUCUCGUUCUUCCUCCCCAUCCUCGUAUACGUCUUCAACUUCGUCUGCAACGACAUCUCAGGCUGCCCCGCGCCGUCUCUGCUUCACCCCAAGACCCUGUCGCUCGAUGCCUUGAAACACGAAGUCGGAUGGCCCAGCAAUGGCGUCGCUGGCCUGGUCAGCUGGAAGGGAACCGCCGCUGUGAUCGGAUACAACGUCCUCUCGCUGAUCCUCUACCGUGUUCUCCCCGCGGUUGAAGUUGAGGGUACCGAGUUGCGCUCUGGAGGAAAACUCAAGUACCGAUUUAACACUUUGUACUCUAGCACUUUCACCCUGGCCGUCCUUGCCGCUGGAACCGCUGCUCAGGGUGCCGAGUUUCCGAUCUGGACCUUUAUGUCGGAGAACUUCAUCCAGAUCCUUUCCGCCAACAUCAUCUACUCCUACCUCGUGUCCACCUUUGUCUACGUUCGAAGCUUUAGCGUCAAGCCCGGAAAUAAGGAGAACCGUGAGCUUGCUGCUGGAGGCCACUCUGGAAACAUGCUGUAUGAUUGGUUCAUCGGUCGUGAACUGAACCCCCGUAUUUCGAUCCCUCUCAUCGGCGAGGUUGACAUUAAGGAGUUCCUUGAGCUUCGACCUGGAAUGAUGGGCUGGAUUAUUAUGAACUGUUCGUGGUGCGCCCAGCAGUAUCGCAACUAUGGCUUCGUGACCGAUAGCUCUAUCCUCAUCACCGCUGUUCAGGCCCUGUAUGUCUUCGACUCUUGGUGGAAUGAGCCUGCGAUCUUGACCACCAUGGAUAUCACCACCGACGGCUUCGGGAUGAUGUUGGCCUUUGGCGAUAUUGUCUGGGUGCCAUAUGUCUACUCGCUGCAGACCCGAUAUCUCUCCGUUCACCCUGUCUCCCUCGGCCCUCUCGGCCUAGCUGGUAUGCUGGGUCUCAUCGGUCUUGGCUUCUACAUCUUCCGCUCAGCCAACAACGAGAAGAACCGCUUCCGCACCAACCCCGACGACCCCAGAAUCUCUCACCUCAAGUACAUCCAGACCCAGAAGGGCAGCAAGCUCCUCACGACAGGCUGGUGGGGAAUCGCCCGUCACAUCAACUACCUGGGCGAUUGGAUCCAGUCGUGGCCCUAUUGUCUCCCUACCGGUCUCGCCGGCUACCAGAUCCUCAGCGCCGGGACUCAUGCCGAGGGCGCUUGGGUUAUGCAAGACGGUCGAGAGGUUAUCCAGGGCGAAGCUAAGGGAUGGGGCAUGCUCAUCACCUACUUCUACAUCCUGUACUUUGCUAUCCUCCUCGUUCACCGCGAGAGACGUGACGACGACAAGUGCCACCGCAAGUACGGCAAGGACUGGGAGGAGUACCGCAAGAUUGUUCGAUACCGAAUCAUCCCUGGUAUCUACUGA